AUAAACGUUCCCCCCUCCGGCGAAAUUUCCACCUCGACCCAACCCAGGCAGCUGCACCACCACCAGGAUUCGGUUCCGCGCCGAGCUCGUCCCCCCGUCGCAACACAUCGCGAAGCAGCACGUCCAAUCCACACACUGCUCGCCGAUCGCCUCUCGUAACGCCUCACUCUCUCUCUCACUACCUUCAAGCACCCCCGAACGCAACGACAACAUGACUGGACGUGGUGGAGGCGGCGGUCGCCGCGUUCUGCUGCCCCCGAUCAACAUGAUCUUCAAGCUCCUACAGACCAACGCCACCGUCAGCGUGUGGUUGUACGAGCAGCUCGGUAUUCGUGUGGAGGGCAAGAUUCGCGGCUUCGACGAGUUCAUGAACCUGGUCAUUGACGACGCUGUCGAGGUCGGCCUCGUUACCAAGACAAACGAGAAGGAGUGGCGGAAACCCUUGGGUCAAAUUCUCCUCAAGGGCGACAACGUGUCCCUGAUCCAGAGCGUCACGUCUGCGUAAACGACAAGGAGCGAGGGCACAAUACGAACAAGGAAGCCCAAGGGGCCGGGAGGGACACUGGUGGUGGGCAUGAAGGAAUAAAAACGUUUCAGGCCUGGGUACCAUUUCUGACGGACGGCAAGGGAGGCGUUAUUGUCACCGGGCGAGGACCUGGUUUGAGGCGUAUGCAUGCAUGAUUUGUUGCUACCUCGGCGUGUCGGGCCUGCACUUGGCUGCCGGCCGACUGCCUGUCAAUGAAAUAUUGUGAAACGGCACUUGGGUUCUUUUUGAGUCGUGCGAGGUACCGUGACUGGCUCGUGUAUUAAUUGUUGUGACUUCGAUUGCACUUUAGACAGCCGCCACUCACAACGGAUUGAUCAUUUCGCACGUUGUCAGGGUCAACCCAUUUCAGUAACU
This is a messenger RNA of Purpureocillium takamizusanense, 901 nucleotides long. RefSeq lists its product as uncharacterized. Gene Ontology annotation, molecular function: RNA binding. The record is from RefSeq and is a predicted model, not a curated record. Lineage: Eukaryota; Fungi; Ascomycota; Sordariomycetes; Hypocreales; Ophiocordycipitaceae. Gene Ontology annotation, biological process: mRNA splicing, via spliceosome; spliceosomal snRNP assembly. Gene Ontology annotation, cellular component: precatalytic spliceosome; U1 snRNP; U4 snRNP. The transcript is spliced from 5 exons. The coding region runs from base 212 to 505 and encodes 97 amino acids.